Kogia breviceps (pygmy sperm whale) is the source of this 987-nucleotide messenger RNA. Lineage: Eukaryota; Metazoa; Chordata; Mammalia; Artiodactyla; Physeteridae. The record is from RefSeq and is a predicted model, not a curated record.
AUGGGCAGACUACAAGAGGCUUACUUGUUCUGCGAGGCGAGUUCAACAUCGAUGCAGAGGGAUAAGACCGGAACAAAGAAACGCAGAAGCAGCGGCGACGGCGGCCCUGGAGGCCGCAGUCCCGGUCCUGGCUUCGGCCCCAGCCCCACCGUGGUGACGCUCGCUGUGCUGCUGCUGCUCUGGGCCACGGUCUCGGGCUACUUUGUCAGCAUCGACGCGCAUGCUGAGGAGUGCUUCUUCGAGCGGGUCACCCCGGGCACCAAGAUGGGCCUCAUCUUCGAGGUGGCCGAGGGCGGCUUCCUGGACAUCGACGUGGAGAUUGCAGGGCCUGAUAAUAAAGGAAUUUUUAAAGGAGACCGGGAGUCCAGUGGGAAAUACACCUUUGCUGCUCACAUGGAUGGAACAUUUAAGUUUUGUUUUAGUGGUAGGAUGUCCACCAUGACUCCAAAGACAGUGAUGUUCACCAUUGAUAUUGGGGAGGCCCCCAAAGGACAAGACAUGGAAACAGAAGCUCACCAGAACAAGCUAGAAGAAAUGAUUAAUGAGCUCACAGUGGCGAUGACAACUGUAAAGCAUGAACAGGAAUACAUGGAAGUUUGGGAGAGAAUACACAGGGCAAUCAAUGACAACACAAACAGCAGAGUGGUCCUUUGGUCCUUCUUUGAAGCUCUUGUUCUAGUUGCCAUGACAUUGGGACAGAUCUACUACCUGAAGAGAUUUUUUGAAGUCUGGAGGGUUGUUUAAAAAAGCCUUUUCCUGAUGAUCCCGAACUCAUAAUUCACUGUUUACCAAGUGUCUUGGUCAUAAUAAUGUCAUUAGUUUCAACGUUUUUAUUUUCUAAACUGUACAUUCACAGCUUCUGUUUCUUUGUGAUUAAUAGAUAUUGGGGGAAAACACAUUUUUAGGAAAGUUAUAGUGAAAAUUUGACAUUUGAUUGGCAUGAUUUCAUAUUUGAAUUCUUCCUCCAUUAUACAGGUCCUUCCAGAA